This is a messenger RNA of Xiphias gladius (swordfish), 3002 nucleotides long. RefSeq names its product UTP25 small subunit processor component (gene utp25). Gene Ontology annotation, biological process: maturation of SSU-rRNA from tricistronic rRNA transcript (SSU-rRNA, 5.8S rRNA, LSU-rRNA). Lineage: Eukaryota; Metazoa; Chordata; Actinopteri; Istiophoriformes; Xiphiidae. The transcript is spliced from 12 exons. Gene Ontology annotation, cellular component: nucleolus; small-subunit processome. The record is from RefSeq and is a predicted model, not a curated record. Gene Ontology annotation, molecular function: rRNA binding; U3 snoRNA binding. Bases 67 to 2367 code for a protein of 766 amino acids.
UAGUGUUGCUGAUACACGUCAACCACGAACGAGACAGGAGAAACACACGUGUAUCGUAGUGUCAACAUGGGUAAGAGAAGGCAGAACAAGCAACUUUUCAUAAAUUUAUCCAAAAAACAAAAGAAACACCUGAAGGAAUUUGGGGAGGAGCAUCCAUUCCAUGAUGUAGUCAAUGGAAAACCUGAAAGAACUGAAAUAGUGAAACUGCCAGCAAGCCCUGAACAAUCUGACGCUGAGCCUGAUGAGCUGGAAGAAGAGGGGGAGAAGGAGGAGGAGGAACCCGAACAGAAAACGGCCUACCAGAAACUUCUUUCAACUCUCAGCCAACCUGAUGGCAAUGACCAGAGUGAAGAGGAGGAAAGCACUGAUGAUGAAGAGGAAGAAGAAGAGCUUCUAGGUGAAGAGGACAGUGACGGAGUUGAAGAUGACAGUGGGGAUGGUGAUGAAGAUGAAGGGGGAGAGGAGGAACCUGCAGAUGAAGAUGAAGGUCUGACUGAAGUGGUAGCAGGAGAGGGGGAGGAGGAAAAGCAUAAAGGAGAUGAAGAGUUCGUAGAUAAGGAGCAUGAGUCCCAGUUCUGUCUAGAGACCAACUUCAUGGGUGAAGGAGAACAAGAGGACACUGCAUGCACUGCAGAGCAUGAAGACAGCAAGGACAUGUUUUUACAGCAUUUGGACACGGAGCUUGGGGAAGAGGAUGUGCAGAAGAUAACAUCUGGCAGCAAAGACAAGACUCAGAUCACGUGGCCAAAAUUGGGCAGUCUGCUCUGUACCAAUCCCCUGGAGAAGUUUGGAACCAUUGGCCCUCAGAAAGACACAAACCUCCCAGUUUUCCACAAACUCUUGGAGUCCCGCUGGAAGGAUCUAAACCAGACCUCUGAUCCUAAGGGGGUGGCUGAAGAGAUCAGCCCUCUCCAACUAGAGCUGCUGGCCCUCAUGGGUUCUUACAAGGACCUAUACUACCCAGAGAUGUGUCCCCUGAAUAAGGGCCCUCAGGUGCGCAGUGCAUACUGCGUCCAUGUGCUCAACCACGUACUGAAGGCCAACUCCCAGGUCCUGGCUCACAACGCCCAGCUAAGAGAGCAGAAGACUCAGGCUAAACCUGGAGCUGAGCCAAUGGAUGAACCCAGAGACCAAGGCCUGACUCGGCCCAAGGUCCUGAUUCUCGUGCCAUUCCGAGGCGGAGCUCUGCAAGUCAUCCAGACGUUCAUCAGCCUGCUGGAGACCAAAGGCAAGAAGAUCGUGGUCAGCAACAAGAAGAGGUUCAAGGAGGAGUUUGGAGAAGAGGCGGAUGACCAACCACCCAAUCUGCAGAGACCAGAUGAUUAUCACGCUAUCUUCUCAGGCAACGUUGAUGAUCACUUCAGGAUAGGUAUCUCCAUUGUGAGGAGCAGUAUGCGUCUGUACGCCCCCUUCUACUCGUCAGACAUCAUCAUUGCGUCUCCCCUGGGCCUGCGCACAGUGCUGGGAGUUGAAGGAGAAAGUAAGAGAGACUUUGACUUCCUCUCCUCCAUCGAGCUGUUAGUGGUGGACCAGGCAGAUGUCUUCCUCAUGCAGAACUGGGAACAUGUCCUGCAUGUGAUUAAUCACAUGAACCUGCAGCCGCUGGACUCCCAUGGAGUGGACUUCUCCAGGGUGAGGAUGUGGAACCUGAACAACUGGGCCAGACACUACCGGCAGACGCUGGUGUUCAGCUCCAUCCAGGAGCCACAGAUCAACAACAUCCUUACCAAACACUGUUCCAACUACCGUGGACAGAUUGCCAUUAAGAACAUUCCAAAAACAGGUUCCAUCUGCCAGGUGCUGGUCCAGCUGCCUCAUGUGUUUCAAAUGUUCUCCUCUGACAGCUUCAUGGACCAUGAUGCCAGGUUUCAGUUCUUUGUAGAUAAAGUGCUGCCUCAGUACAGGGACUCAGUUAUGUCCCACACUCUGAUCUACAUCCCCUCUUACUUUGACUAUGUCCGAUUGCGUAACUACAUGAAGAAAGAGGAGAUAAAUUUUGCCAGCAUCUGCGAGUAUUCCAGCAAAUCAGAGGUGUCCCGAGCCAGGCAUUUCUUCCAGAAAGGGGAGAAACAGUUCCUGCUCUUCACUGAACGCUUCUACUUCUACAAGAGGUACACCAUCAAAGGGAUCCGGAACCUGAUAUUUUAUGGAUUGCCCUGCUUCCCCCACUUCUACAGCGAAGUGUGUAACAUGCUGGCAGCGGGGGGCCAGGGGGAAGAGGCCAGCUGGACCUGCACUGCCCUCUACUCCCGCUAUGAUGCCCACAAACUGGCUGCCAUCAGCGGAGCCCAGCGAGCCGGACAGAUGCUGCACUCCAACAAGACUGUUCACCUCUUUAUUACAGGAGGGGAAGAUAAAGCCUCCUGAUGGAGCUGGACAGAAAAAAGAGGGACUACUGGGCUGAAACCAUGGUAGAUAUCUACUGUACAUAUAAAAUCUCAUCAGGAUCUAUGGCAUUACACUAGGAUGACCCUGAAUUGGGUGUUGACUGCAGCCCUGUGAUAUAGGAUUGCAAUGUGACAUGUGAAAUAGCAUAGUACCUGGUUUCUCAUCGGAAAAGUGCGCCCCUGGAAAAGAUAAGAAUUCUUUCCUUUAUGUUUGGACAUUAACUCAAAGAUGCACAAGGAACAAAACAUUUUCAUUGGCUUUGUUUGAUGUCUUGUAGCCAUCCAGAAACAUCAAGCCACAAAGUGACAUGAUCAUAAAACAUUGUUCUGGUUUGUAAAUGAGGUUGUGGAUUAUCACUGUGAGAAGAUGUUGUAAAAACAUCACUCACUGGUUGGAUGUGUGCUUCCAGAUUCAGCAUAUAGUAUAAAUAUUUUGUUAUGAUGAUUUAUAUUGCAAAGGAUCUCAUUCCCUUUAUUUCAUAAGCGUUCCUAUUUGUAGAAAUACCUGUCCUGAAAGUGCUAAAAUGUUCAUAAAGUGCUACAAUAAUGAUAUUAUAUCAGUUUUUAUGGUUCUUAGUAUGGUGGCAUACCCACUAUAAAAUUGUUUGAAAUGAA